CGCUGGCCGGCAGGAUGCCCAACAUCAAGAUCUUCAGCGGCAGCUCCCACCAAGACCUCUCGCAGAAGAUCGCCGACCGCCUCGGCCUCGAGCUCGGGAAGGUCGUCACCAAGAAGUUCUCCAACCAGGAGACAUGCGUGGAGAUCGGGGAGAGCGUCCGCGGGGAAGACGUCUACAUCGUCCAGAGCGGCUGCGGGGAGAUCAACGACAACCUGAUGGAGCUCCUGAUCAUGAUCAACGCCUGCAAGAUCGCCUCGGCCAGCCGGGUCACGGCCGUCAUCCCCUGCUUCCCUUACGCCCGGCAGGACAAGAAGGACAAGAGCCGGGCCCCCAUCUCUGCCAAGCUGGUGGCAAACAUGCUCUCGGUGGCUGGCGCAGACCACAUCAUCACCAUGGACCUGCAUGCCUCUCAGAUCCAGGGCUUCUUCGAUAUCCCUGUCGACAACUUGUACGCCGAGCCUGCAGUGCUGAAGUGGAUCAAGGAGAACAUUGUGGAGUGGAAGAACUGCACCAUCGUUUCGCCAGAUGCCGGAGGAGCCAAGAGAGUGACCUCCAUAGCUGAUCGGCUGAAUGUGGACUUUGCCCUCAUACACAAGGAGAGGAAGAAGGCAAAUGAGGUGGACCGCAUGGUGCUGGUGGGGGACGUGAAGGACAGGGUGGCCAUCCUCGUGGACGACAUGGCGGACACCUGUGGCACCAUCUGCCACGCAGCAGACAAACUGGUCUCAGCCGGGGCCACCAAAGUUUAUGCCAUCCUGACUCAUGGGAUCUUUUCGGGGCCGGCGAUUUCCCGAAUCAACAGUGCCUGCUUUGAGGCCGUGGUCGUCACAAACACCAUCCCCCAAGAGGACAAGAUGAAACACUGCCCGAAAAUCCAGGUGAUCGACAUCUCCAUGAUCCUGGCUGAGGCCAUCCGGAGGACUCACAAUGGGGAAUCGGUCUCUUACCUUUUCAGCCACGUCCCGUUAUAACAGUAGAUGCACCGGACGCUUGUGUGGCUCCCCCCCCCUUUUUUUUGGAAAAACCAAAAUUUGUUUUAAGGUUCAGUAGAAGCUGUUGCUUGUUUGACUGCACCUCUCCUCUGUUCUGCCUUUGCGCUUCCCAAAGCUUGGUAGGGGAGGGUCAUCUUUCAAGCACUCAGUCAGUCUUCUGCAGACCCCUCUGGUAGUUUUAGAUUUUCGUGGAAGUAGUCAAACCGUUUCCAUUCAGCGGAGAUUGGAACUGACCGGCCGUGCAGAAGGCCACACGUCCUGUGGGGGAAUGGGUCCAGGAGGGGGUUAGUUUGCACAGCUAUCUUGUAUGGAUGGGUCUCUCACCACCCCUUGGCAGCAGCAGAAGAGAACUCUGGGUUCAGGGAGGCCGUUGCCUUGCUUGGACCCCUUCCUUGGCCUUUCUGUCCAGUUCAUUUCAGAGGGGGCCCCACUCCUCCACCCUCAGCCUUCUGGGGCAUUUUCUGUUUAGAUCUCUGGUAAGCAGCACUUUCUGGCCCCUGGUCAGCUUCUCUCCCCAGUUCCUUUCCUUCUGCAUCUUCAGGUGCCUUGGGGAGACCUGGGCGGCUUUUCCUAGUGAGCCGGGCGGUGAGACUUUAUUUAUUGGUGCUUUUGGGUUACCCUUCCUCACUCCCCAUUGACACUCCCAGAAUAGGGCUGGGCAGGGAUCUCUCGGCCUCAUGGGACAGAUAGCAUCAAGAACCCAGAACCAUGGCCACCUUCCUCUGGCUUUCUCAGUAUAGAAUCCUGUGUAGCUGGCUUGCUUUCUUUAUCAGUAGCUUGGUCUAAUUUGGAAGAUGGUUUGACGGUGGAGCCACCUGGCCGCAGCCCCCCAGGGAUUGGGGGGUUCAGAGGGGGUUCAGCCCUACCUCCCCGGAAGCUGUAGGUGUGGAGGGAGGCCAGGGUUGUGGUGCCUUUUGAAAUGGUGGCCCGGUCUGGCGUUGGUCCCACAGCAAUUCAUCUCCUCCUUUGUACGCGCUGGUUUAUGUUUUGUUCUGUGUCUGUCUGUCUGUCUCUUUCACACGCGUGUGUGUCUGUGUUUGCUUCUUGGCUUUGGGUCCUUCCACUCUCUGCAGCCGUCGCUGCCUCUCUUUUGCCCGAGGCUUUGGGGCGGCAGAAGGAUUCAGCAGCAUUUCUGUUCUUCACAACCUCAAAUGAAGGAGGAAUUAAACUUUUAUUUAAAAA
Messenger RNA from Sceloporus undulatus (fence lizard), 2174 nucleotides. RefSeq names its product phosphoribosyl pyrophosphate synthetase 1 (gene PRPS1). The transcript has 7 exons. The coding region runs from base 15 to 971 and encodes 318 amino acids. Lineage: Eukaryota; Metazoa; Chordata; Lepidosauria; Squamata; Phrynosomatidae. Gene Ontology annotation, biological process: purine nucleotide biosynthetic process; 5-phosphoribose 1-diphosphate biosynthetic process; ribonucleoside monophosphate biosynthetic process. Gene Ontology annotation, cellular component: ribose phosphate diphosphokinase complex; cytoplasm. The record is from RefSeq and is a predicted model, not a curated record. Gene Ontology annotation, molecular function: ATP binding; magnesium ion binding; ribose phosphate diphosphokinase activity.